UGGGCCCCGCAGGGCAAAGUCUCCUGGUGGCUUCGCGGGGCCCAGGCGAGAUGGGCGCGCUGGGCCGGGCCCUGCUGUGGCUGCAGCUCUGCGCGCUGACCCGGGCCGCCUACAAAUUCUGGGUCCCCAACACCCACUUCGACGACGCCACGAGCUGGAGCCAGAACCGGACCCCGUGCGCGGGCGCCGCGGUCGGGUUCCCCGCGGACAAGAUGGUGUCCGUCCUGGUGCGAGGAGGUCACAGCGUCUCGGACAUGCUCCUACCGCUGGAUGGGGAAUUCGUUCUGGCCUCAGGAGCCAGCUUCAGCGCCCCAGACAACAGCUCGGACUCGGAAUGCAGCGCAGGCGCCCCCGCGCUCUUCCUCGACCCUGACCGUUUCUGGUGGCACGACCCGAGCCUGUGGCGCUCCGGGGACGCGGCGCACGGCCUCUUCUUCGUGGACGCCGAGCGCGUGCCCUGCAGCCACGACGACGUCGUCUUCCCGUCCGACGCCUCCUUCCGUGUGGGCCUCAGCCCCGACGCCCGGACCGUGCGCGUUUGCACCGUCUGGGCUCUGGGCCAGACGUUCACGCGCGACGAGGACCUGGCCUCUUUCCUGGCGUCCCGCGCCGGCCGCCUGCGCUUCCACGGGCCGGGCGCGUUGAGCGUGGGCUCCGAGGCCUGCGCCGACCCGUCGGGCUGCGUCUGCGGCAACGCCGAGGUGCAGCCGUGGAUCUGCGAGGCCCUGCUCCAGCCGCUGGGCGGCAGCUGCCCCCCCGCCGCCUGCCACGACGCCCUCCGGCCCGAGGGGCAGUGCUGCGACCUCUGCGGAGCCAUCGUGUCGCUGACCCACGGCCCCGCCUUUGACCUGGAGCGGUACCGGGCGCGGCUGCUGGACUCCUUCCUGGCCCUGCCCCAGUACCAGGGGCUGCAAAUGGCCGUGUCCAAGGUGCCGCGCCCGACCCGGACCCGCGAGGCUAAUGGCUCGGAGGCGGACACAGAGAUCCAGGUGGUGCUGGCAGAGACCGGGCCCGAGACGGGCGGCGCGGGGCGGCUGGCCCAGGCCCUCCUGGCGGACGUCGCCGAGCACGGCGAGGCCCUCGGGGUCCUGUCCGCGACGGCCCAGGAGUCGGGCGCGCCCGUCGGGGACGGCUCGGCGGCGGGACAGGAGGGCCCGGGGCCGCGCGCAGGGCUGGCGGGAGGAGUGGCGGCUGCGCUGCUCCUGUUGCUGUUGGUGCUGCUGGCGGGGGCGCUGCUGCUGCGCCGCGCGGGGAAGCUCAGGUGGAGGAGGCGCGACGAGGCGGCUCCCGCGCCGGCCGGGGCGCCCCUGGGCUUCCACAACCCGGUGUUCGACGCUGCACCCUCUGACUCUGCACCCCCGCGGUCCCCGGCCCCGCAGGCGGACGCUGGGAGCAUCAGCUUCAGCUAUUUCGUGAACCCGCUGUUCGAGGCCGAGGCCUGAACUGCCGCGUGACCCGCCCGCCCUGCUCCUGUUGGGCGUCCCUGGCC
Messenger RNA from Ceratotherium simum simum (southern white rhinoceros), 1489 nucleotides. RefSeq names its product amnion associated transmembrane protein (gene AMN). Gene Ontology annotation, biological process: receptor-mediated endocytosis; intracellular protein localization. NCBI's taxonomy places the organism in Eukaryota, Metazoa, Chordata, Mammalia, Perissodactyla, Rhinocerotidae. The record is from RefSeq and is a predicted model, not a curated record. Gene Ontology annotation, cellular component: endocytic vesicle; apical plasma membrane.